This is a messenger RNA of Rhipicephalus sanguineus (brown dog tick), 1396 nucleotides long. RefSeq lists its product as uncharacterized. The record is from RefSeq and is a predicted model, not a curated record. NCBI's taxonomy places the organism in Eukaryota, Metazoa, Arthropoda, Arachnida, Ixodida, Ixodidae. The coding region runs from base 1 to 1287 and encodes 428 amino acids. The transcript has 8 exons.
AUGUCCUCCUCUCCCCGUCACUUUGCCGCAGGCGUGUGUCGAGCACAGUUGAAGGACGGAUGCAAGAUCGAGACACUCCGGUCUUGCGGCGACGACUUCGUGCCGAAGCUGCAGGAGCAGCUGACGUGCAGUAAGAAAUUCAUCAACACCUGCGUGGACGGUUUGACGAAGGUCGCUGCUACGCUGGCUGUCGAUGCUUUUGAGGAAGAUGUGGAAAGCAUCUGCAGCGUGGGCUCGGAGAGGCACGAGGCAUACGUGGAAGCCGUUGGCUGCAUGAACUCCGUAGGUAAAAAGCUCAACUCCUGCUGGAGGACAUUCCGAGGAAUCGUGCAGAAGGCUAUAGUCAAGGCACCCAUCAAGGAUGUUCUCCCGUACACAUGCUGCUCAUACCAUGAUUUGGUGGGCUGCACCGACCAGUCGCUGACGCCAUGCGAAAGCACCGGCGGAAAGGAAUUCGCUCUCGACCUGCUCCAACGAGUUUUCGGAGACGCCGUCAACCUGGUGUGCAACAAGUACAAGAAAGGAUCGGAAGCCUGCAAGGCGCUUCCGAAGCUGCCCUCUCUGGGUGCCAAGGAUCGCAAGGUCGACAACUAUGUCGAGCUGUUGGUCGAAGCUGCCGGCACUUGUCGAGCGCAGCUCAAGGCAGGAUGCAAGCUGGAGACUCUUCGGGCUUGCGGCGACGACUUCGUACCUUACGCGAAGAAGACACACCUUUAUUCUUCAGGAGACGAGUUUAAAAAAGCAUGCGAGAACCAGAAACAGCAGAUCGCGUGCACUGGGAAGUUCGUCAACGACUGCAUGGAAGGUGUGAGCAAGAUCGCUUCAUUGCCGGUUGUGAAUGGUUUUAAGAAAAACGUGGAAGGAGUCUGCAACGUGGCUUCGAAGGAACACGAGGCGUUCGGGAAAGCCGUCGGCUGCAUGAACUCUGUCGGCACAAAGCUCAACUCAUGCUGGAGGACAUUCCGAGCAGCUGUGCAGAAGGCUGUAAUCAAGGCACAGGCUAACAAAGUAGUCUUCUACACGUGCUGCUCGUACCAUGAUUUGACGAGCUGUGCCGACCAGUCACUGACACCGUGCGAAAGCGGCGGUGGAAAGCGAUUCGCCCUGGACUCGCUCCUAGGAGUGUUCGGAGAGUCGUUGAAUCUGGCCUGCGGCGAUUACACUGCGGGAUCCCAAGCUUGCAGGGCGCUUCCCAAACUGCCCGACCUGGGUGCGAACGAUCGCCGGAUCGAGAACUACAUCGAGCUGUUGGCCGAAACCGCCAUCGCUCUCGGCCACAAGAACUAGUUGAUCGUGUGCUACGAGUCAACUGUGACCUCGAAGCUACCUACCUAGAGGAAAAGCGCAUUUCGCGCACAAAGCCAGUACAGACUACAUUACAGUGCCAACAGGAAUA